AUGCUAUCUACGAUGUGCGUACCAAUGGAGAACUAAGUGGAUUUGGCUGGGAUGAUGAAAGAAAAUGUGUUACUGCAAGUGCAGACGUGUGGGAUGAUUACUUAAAGAGCCAUCCAGAUUGCACUUUCAUGAGAAACAAACCUUUUCCUUACUAUGAUCAACUAUCAUUUGUUUGGGGCAAAGAUAGAGCCGCUGGACCAAAUUCUGAAGCCGUGCCAGAUAUGGUUGAGGAUAUAGAUAGAGAGCAAAAUGUCAAUCAAGGAAAUGAAGAAUCUGGUGAAGAUGGUGCACCUUCAAUAAGUACAACUCGAGGCGAAGGAACUUCCAAAAAACAUGAGCGGAAAAGAAAGAGAAGUUCUGAUGGUUUGAUAUUAAGUUUGGAGCGCAUGACUAAUGUGUUUAAUGAGCAAAUGGAAAAGUCGAAUGAUCAAAUGGGUAAGAUUAUUGAAAGUUUUAACGCAGGUGACAAAGAGAAAAAAGACAAUCGUCAUAAGCUUAAUCAGAAAUUGGAAGAGAUUGAAGGCUUAUCAGCUUAUGAUAGACAAACAGCUGCAAUGAAACUUGUUCGAGAUCCUGAUUUAUUAGAUUACUUUUUCACUCUUCAUGACGAGGAUGCAAAAGAGAUAUUUCUGAAACAAUUAUUAGGAUGAAUUUAGUUCGCUUUUUUUUGGGCAGUUCUUAACUUUUAUUUCUAGGAUGGACUAUUUAAGAAUUA
Salvia hispanica is the source of this 715-nucleotide messenger RNA. Lineage: Eukaryota; Viridiplantae; Streptophyta; Magnoliopsida; Lamiales; Lamiaceae. The record is from RefSeq and is a predicted model, not a curated record.